Messenger RNA from Lasiodiplodia theobromae, 552 nucleotides. RefSeq lists its product as uncharacterized. Lineage: Eukaryota; Fungi; Ascomycota; Dothideomycetes; Botryosphaeriales; Botryosphaeriaceae. The coding region runs from base 1 to 552 and encodes 183 amino acids. The record is from RefSeq and is a predicted model, not a curated record. The transcript is spliced from 2 exons.
AUGUCUGUCGCAAAAGCAUUCAACUGCUUCGUUGGAGCAUGGGGAUUCAUCAAUGCUACCGCUGUCAACACCACCACCGGAGCAAUCAUUCCGGAAUGGCAUGGACCCUACCCCAGCGGCAUGUCCGUCUACGACCCGUCGGGCUACAACACCUUCAUCAUCACGGCCAACGACACGACCGAGCCCGAGCGGCGGCCGAAGACGGUGAGCCUGCCCGCGAAGCCCGGCGACCCGGUGCAGACGUGGGCGACGAUUGCGCAGCACAGCCUGGCUGUCGGCGGGCCCUUCUACAUCGUCAACGCCACCGACGGGACCGACCAUCACGAUUACGACCGCAACAGCAACAAGAAGAACGGGCCCUCGGGAUACGUGCGUGAGAAGUCCAUCACGUCGACGCUGCCGGCCUGGGUCGGCAUCGAGCUGUUGAACGAGUUCGACUUUUACGACAACUGCAACACGCACGUGCUGCGGUCGAACCCUACGCCGGGCAUAGAGCAGAUCGUGUGGUUCUACAGGCGCCCGGAUAACUCCAAGGGUCAAGUGAAGGCAUGA